CCCUUGUCUGUCAGUGUGAUCAAUGGCUUGACUUCCUCUUUUUGGUAUGGCUGUAGGCUGUAUACAAGAACGCAGGAUUCGCGUGGUGCUGCUCUCAGUUUCACAGCAGCAGCAGCCAGCAGUGCUUGAAGACAAUUAUAUCUAGAAAACACGCCGGAUUCCCUCUGCAGUCAAGAUGAGUGCAGGGGAUGUGGUCUGCACCGGCUGGCUCAUCAAAUCCCCCCCUGAGAAGAAACUAAAGAGAUAUGCAUGGAGGAGACGAUGGUUUGUUCUUCGAAGAGGACGUAUGAGUGGGAAUCCAGAUGUGUUGGAGUACUACCGAAACACAACCUCAAAGAAGCCCAUCCGCACCAUCGACCUGAGAGAGUGUGAGGUUCAGAUGCAGACGGAGCAACGCCUGGUCAAGAGGGAGUUCCAGAACCAGCACCUCUUCGUUAUCAAGACGUCGUCUCGCAUUUUCUACCUGGUGGCCAAGACUGAGGAGGAGAUGAACAGUUGGGUCAGCCAGAUCAGGGAAAUCUGUCACUUUGGACCUCUGAGUCUGGAUGAUGGGACAGAAUCUGAGGAAGUUCUCUCUCACACCCCAAACCCCCAGCAGGUUUCACCAGCUCUCUCCCGAAGUAUGUCAUUAAUUUCCAACCAUGACUUUGUGGCCAAUGGCAACAGCAGAGUGGAGAUGCCGAGCCAGAUGGAACCCAACUAUCCACUGGAUUACCUAUUCCUCUCACAGUGUGAGACAGGGAGGUUCAGCCUCUCUAGAUGCGACAGCUUUUCAAAUUCGGAGAGAUCUCUGGAACAAAAUUCAUCAGACACUACUACUGAAGAUGUCUUCUCUUCACCCCUCGGCACUGAUCCUUCUCCGUCUCCCUUUCCCCAUACUGGCCCAUUUCCGUCCCCCUUCCCUCACACUGGACCAUCUCAGUCUCCCUUUCCCCACAUUAGGACGCAUGACCCCCCUUUCAGCGCACCAUGUGGCCCCACGUCAACCUCAUCCUCUCCUCGAACACUCCAUCGUACACCAGAUGUCUUCCAGUUUGACAAACCAUACUCUUCUGCCAUAUUGGAGGCAACUAGUGAUGGACUAACUCCCCCUCCUCUACCCCAGCCUGUCCACCUCUCAGAGCACCUCAGAGAUGACGGCUCCCACGGGCCUCUGGCAGGAAUUAGGCAGCAGCUCACAGGCCAACCUGCACUCAUCCCCCGGAGGAUCUCUCUGUCAGGCCUGCCAGACCACUUCAGAAGAGGAGACAUUGAGGGGAGUGCAUUGAGGAGCAGGAACAAAAGGCUUAGUCUCAAUUUGCCACAUUUCAUUGCCACUCAAAGUCCAAACUGCCAUGAGGACUCUUACGUGUCCAUGGCCUCUCCGCGUGUCUGUGUUGGUGAAAAUGUAUCGGACGGCUACAUCCCUAUGAGCCCCACUCCAAUUAGCUUCCUCAAGGCUAAUGGCAAAACAGAGGCCCCUCUCGCUCCCACCCCCCUUCCCAUUGCAGAUCUACCUGGGGAUCUAGAACCACCUCCAAUCAACAGGGAUCUCAAACCACGCAGGAGAGCACGGCCUCCACCACUGGACCUGAGGGGUCUGUCCACUAUCAGAGAAUGUCCGACUCAUAUGGCUUUGAUCAGAACCAUGACAGAGCCAGGAAAUUCACUGCAAGGAAAACUGGGAAUUAAAGGAGACCAAGAAGCCAGCAUUCCAGUAGAGUCAAGGCAACAGUUCUCCACUACAAACGAGGGCGCCUCCCAGCCGUGGCUUAGGAGAUCAAACCUUGACUACCUUUCACUGGAUUUCAAUUCCGCAUCCCCCUCUCCUGUGCAAAAGAAGCCCUUACUUACUGACGAACACAGGGUGGACUAUGUGCAGGUGGAUGAGAAGAAGACUCAGGCCCUGCAGAACACUAAGAUGGAAUGGAAGGAUGUCCGGCAGUCUAAAGUGUAAAUCAGACGGAGAAAAAGUAAGAUGGGAUAAAACACAAAUACUUUGCAUUUCACAGAACAAGUGGAGCAAAUGCAACAUCACAUUAAAUAUAUGUCAUAACAAAUGGUAGCUUAUCUCAAAGAGAGCAAUUCUUCUUUCAUGUACAAAAUAAAAGCACUUUGAAAUUGAUCAGAUAUAAACAUCUAUGAGAGAAGAAAGUAGACGGUGUUGUCAAAAAAGGUUUAAAUGACUGGUUUGUAGUUUGGGGCAUCAACAUUCACUGUACAAAUAUCACAUCAAAGUUACACUGUGAAUGUUACCUUACCGUGCACUGUGUCACAAUGCUGUUUUUGUAUCAAAUGCUAUGCAAUGAAAAGGACAUUGCUCAUUGCUCAUUAUUUUGCUGAAACAGAUUGUAUGGAUUCUUAAUACACAGGAAUUCAGGGAUUAUGUUUUUAUAUGAACAAUGGUCUGAGUUUGAGAUCAUCUUAAACCAAAUGAACACGUGUCUAAAUGUUAGCCAUGGAAUCCUAAAGACAAACAUGCAUUAAUGCUUCUGCCCAGCAUAUUGCAUUUGUUGUUGUUUUUUAAGUUCUGAAGCCUUCGAUUGCCAGCCAGCAGGAAUAGAGCCAUGCAAUCUGUAGUCAUGCACAUAGGGAGUGAAUGGAGUAGUAUCGAUCAUUCAGAGAACUCAUACAGUAUCAACAGGAUGAAAAUCUCAGACCUGAUACUGUGUAGGCCUAACAGUACUGUGUUGUUACUGUUUAGCAGAAGGCAGAUUUAUGCAUGCGUGUAACAUACAUCCUUUGUCCCGACCUUGUCCACAUUCUUAUAGUGCCCACAUUUUCAGACAGGUGUAGAUGAUUGAAAGACGCAUCGUGAUCUGAUCUUCUUGACCACUUCUGGAGAUAGUCAAGGACCCACUGUGUCUGGAUAUCUUACAAGUGCAGACGGAUCUGGACAGUGAAAUCAUCAUUAUCCCAUCGUCUAAAACCAUUGACUUAUGGAAUUCAUUUUUUAAAUGUAUUUUACCUAGUAAGUUAACUGAGAACACAAAUCAUGUGUCAAAUAAUGUGCAUACACCUGCAUUGCUUGCUGUUUGGGGUUUUAGGCUGGGUUUCUGUACAGCACUUUGAGAUAUCAGCUGAUGUACGAAGGGCUAUAUAAAUAAAUUUGAUUUGAUUUGCAUACAGGGAGGGACCAGGAAAUCUGGUCACAAUGUGGACACAGUGAAUGGAUAUGAGACACAUUUUAAUACCAUGUGUAGACAUAUUUCAGAACAUGUGGGCACAAUAAGAAUGUGGACAAGAUCAGGACAAAGGACGUAUGUUAGCGCCAGGUAUAAAUAAAGCCAGAUGGUACCGAUGACUCAAACCACAAUAUCCACACCAUCUUGAUAGGUCAAUCUACAGCAGAAAGCACAAAUCACUCAGUGUGCCUAUUCUAAACUUGGUGAGGGUGAAUAACUACCUUACAAUGAACGGUCGGCACACAAAUGUUGGGAAAGCUGCAGUCUUAACUAGAUGUUUCUACAGAUGGAAUUGAACCCAUUAUUUUAGCAUAAGCGGUACCAGCUUCAUGUUGUGUUUUGUUUUAAUGUAUGUUUUAACGUGUCCAUGUAAUGUAUGCAAAGAUGCACAUCUAAGAAUGUUUUCAUGCUUUAAUAAAUCACUUUUACCUGAAA
This is a messenger RNA of Oncorhynchus nerka (sockeye salmon), 3599 nucleotides long. RefSeq names its product GRB2-associated-binding protein 3-like. NCBI's taxonomy places the organism in Eukaryota, Metazoa, Chordata, Actinopteri, Salmoniformes, Salmonidae. Gene Ontology annotation, biological process: signal transduction. Gene Ontology annotation, molecular function: signaling adaptor activity. Gene Ontology annotation, cellular component: cytoplasm. The record is from RefSeq and is a predicted model, not a curated record.